UUUCAUUUAAAUCCAGGCAGGCCCAGGGGCAGUCGGCCAUGACAAUGUCUUCACCAUACACCAAUCCACCAAUCAUCUCCUUCCAGCAUUGUGAUCCAAUCAAUCACAUUCUCUGUUUCAAUCAGGUUUUACAAGUCUGCCCAAUUUGCAGAAUUCGUCUUGAUGAUGGGAGAGCUGAAUUUCCUUUGCCUCCUGUUAGGCUGCCCUCAUUAUUCAUGAAUGCUGUAACCAAACCACACUGCCUUGCCAUUAAGCCAACCUAUGGUUCAUUUCUGCAAACAUAUAUGCCAGGUCAUUUCUUGCAUGCAGGGAUAUCCAAUUCCAAAGGUGUGGUUUACAACUAUGAUGAUAAUGGUAUUCACCAGGACUCCUCAUCAUGGGAACAGUGUGUGGUUAUUCCAUUACUUAGUUGCCAUGACUACGAGAUGAAGCAAGAAUGGGAUACAGAGCUUCAUCAAUUGUCUAUGUCCUCUGGAUGGACGCAAGAGAGAUACCAUGAAGAGAUUAAUAAUUGUUUUGACUUUGUAGUAGGAUUCCUGAAUCACAUUGACUACAACCAAACAGUGAAGCAUAUCUCUAAACCAAUCACCAGAGAAGAACUCUGUCAAGAUUACAUUGUAUCCAUGACAACCAAAGCUGCACAGUACAUCAGUAUUCACCAUGCAAUAAGAAAAGAUGGAUACAUUAUUCAAAGAGACUUACCAAGCUGACAGACCUUU
Lytechinus variegatus (green sea urchin) is the source of this 719-nucleotide messenger RNA. RefSeq names its product MKRN2 opposite strand protein-like (gene mkrn2os). The transcript is spliced from 5 exons. Bases 39 to 710 code for a protein of 223 amino acids. The record is from RefSeq and is a predicted model, not a curated record. NCBI's taxonomy places the organism in Eukaryota, Metazoa, Echinodermata, Echinoidea, Temnopleuroida, Toxopneustidae.